Talaromyces marneffei is the source of this 1143-nucleotide messenger RNA. RefSeq lists its product as uncharacterized. The transcript has 4 exons. NCBI's taxonomy places the organism in Eukaryota, Fungi, Ascomycota, Eurotiomycetes, Eurotiales, Trichocomaceae. Gene Ontology annotation, molecular function: zinc ion binding; DNA-binding transcription factor activity, RNA polymerase II-specific. Bases 1 to 1143 code for a protein of 380 amino acids. The record is from RefSeq and is a predicted model, not a curated record. Gene Ontology annotation, biological process: regulation of DNA-templated transcription.
AUGAAGCGAGACACCACACAGACAGACCCUGGUAGACAUUCAACCUCUACAUCCGAUCCGGAGAAUAAAAGUCGGCGUCGAAUACAACUAGCGUGCGUCCGCUGUCGAAGGAGAAAAAUCAGAUGCAGCGGCGAAACCACUGAUGGUGUGGCAUGCACCAACUGCAAGGCCGCGAAUGUUCUUGAUUGUCAGUUCUUAAGGCCGGAUACAACUCAACUGCUACCAACACCAGGGAGUGCUCUAGCAGCCCAUUAUCAAGCAAUGGGCUCACUGGUACCUUCAGCCAGCGCGGACUCAAUCGGAAGGGUUCACCCAUACACGAGUCCCUCAGGUUUGUCGCCUUCUGCGUACGAUGUGGCAUAUCCCAGAUCGCAUUCUUUGUCAGAUUUGGGUAACUACAGCCGAGUGGACUCAAUACAAAGAGAGUCAGUAUACGGAAAUGGGUUCAUUGAUGAGUACGGCAUACCGUAUAACAUGCAUUCGAACGCUCCCGGCACCAUGGCCGAGUACUACGGUUCUUUGGUUGGCGCCAGGGCCUGGAGUUCGGCGCCAGGAGCAAUGGCGACUGACUUGGAACGAUCACAACAUACAAUACUCUAUACGACAAAUGUUCCGUCUUUCUUCCCAACCGGCAAUAUUACGCUAUCUUCUGAAGAUCUUUCUGCAAAUCGCCUCUUACCAGUGCCAACAACUGCUAGCUCAUCGUCAACAAGCAACACGCUGACAUAUCUCAAAGACAUCGAUGUGACAGCUAACGGACCUCCUUUCAUGGGGGGAGAGGAGCCUGGGGAUAUGUACUCCUUUGGGGUACGAAGUUCAAACUCGACCAGAGCCAAACCCAUCCCUGCAACAAUGCCAUUUUCAAGUACUUAUGGCACAAGCGGCUCGAUUCCUCACGAUCAGAAAUCGGAAAUUGUUAAUCCCAUUCAGAACGUAAUGAUGAAAUACACGGCAAUUACAGAUGAUACUUUUGAUGGCCUUCCAAUUACAUCGUCAACCUUUACUCGAUCCGGCACUGCGGGCUCAAGUGAUAUAGACGAGCCGUCGAUGUUGCCCAUGAACGGACCCAAAAUUACUCAAGGUGAUAGUCAUGCUAGGUAUGGCAAGUCGUCCGUUUAUAGGUGCGUUGCGAGGCCCGCUUGA